This is a messenger RNA of Helobdella robusta, 4062 nucleotides long. RefSeq lists its product as hypothetical. Gene Ontology annotation, biological process: DNA-templated transcription. Gene Ontology annotation, molecular function: DNA binding. The record is from RefSeq and is a predicted model, not a curated record. Lineage: Eukaryota; Metazoa; Annelida; Clitellata; Rhynchobdellida; Glossiphoniidae. The transcript is spliced from 25 exons. The coding region runs from base 1 to 4062 and encodes 1353 amino acids. Gene Ontology annotation, cellular component: RNA polymerase II, core complex.
AUGGCGGAAUGUCCGGGUCAUUUCGGACAUAUUGUGCUCUCGAAACCAGUUUUCCAUGCAGUAUUCUUGCCGAAGAUCAUUAAAGUUAUGAGAUGUGUUUGCUUCUACUGUUCCAGAUUGCUCGUUGAUCCGGAACUGCCAAAAAUGAAGAUGAUAUUAAGUAAAACUAAAAGUGACUUUAAUCGUAGACAAAAUUUGGUAUACAACCUCUGCAAAGUUAAAACCACCUGUGAGUGUAGGAGUGGGGAUGUCGAAACAGGAGAGAAAAUGGAACAAGAUGUGCAGGUGGAAGGAUGCGGUCGUCACCAGCCGAAAAUCAGAAAGAUUGGUUUGGAGUUGACGGCAGAAUGGAAUGUGCUUAAUCACGAGAGCCAAGAAAAAAAGAUUGUGCUGACGGCCGAACGCGUUCUUGAGAUCUUCCGGGAGAUCACUGACGAGACGUGCUCGUAUUUAGGAAUGGACGCCAGGUACGCACGACCUGAUUGGAUGAUUGCGACCAUCUUACCAGUGCCUCCACUGCCUGUUAGACCGUCUGUCCUCAAUUUCGGAGCAGCUAGGAGUCAGGAUGACAUAACAUACAAACUGGCCGACAUUAUAAAGAUCAACAACAAAUUGAAGCGCAACGAAGAGCAAGGAGCUCCCCCCCACAUUUUAGAUGAAAACAUUAAAUUACUUCAGUAUCAUGUGGCUACCAUGAUUAACAACGAAAUGCCUGGACAGCCUAAAGCCACUCAGAGAUGUGGUCGUCCGUUGAAAUCCAUCACAGAGCGUUUGAAGGGCAAGGAAGGUCGUGUCCGUGGUAAUCUCAUGGGAAAGAGAGUUGAUUUUUCGGCGAGGACAGUUAUUACACCAGACCCCAUGUUGAAGAUUGAUCAAGUUGGCGUUCCUAUGACAAUUGCCAAAAACCUCACCUAUCCAGAGCUGGUCACCCCCUUCAACAUCGAUAGGUUGACUCAACUGGUACAUAGAGGGCCCAACAAUUACCCUGGUGCUAGGUACAUAAUCAAGCAAAAUAAUGUUCGCAUUGAUCUAAGAUAUCAUCGUAAAUUAUCUGAUCUACAUCUUCAAAUUGGGGAAACGGUUGAGCGUCAAAUGCUAGACGACGAUUACGUGAUCUUCAAUCGUCAGCCCACAUUGCACAAGAUGUCCAUGAUGUGUCACAAGGUCAAAGUAUUGCCUUAUUCCACAUUUAGACUAAACCUCAGUGCUACAACCCCUUACAAUGCCGAUUUCGAUGGCGACGAAAUGAACCUCCACCUUGCUCAGUCCCUCGAAACAAGGGCAGAGAUCAGUCAGCUGUCAUCAGUUAAAAGGAUGAUCAUAACUCCACAAGCCAACAGACCCGUUAUGGGCAUUGUUCAAGAUUCCCUGACCGCUGUUAAUAAAAUGACUAGAAGAGAUUCGUUUAUUGACAAGAAAAACAUGAUGGACCUUAUCAUGUACAUACCACAUUGGAAUGGGAAAAUACCUCAACCGGCGAUUUUAAAACCCGAACCUCUCUGGACCGGCAAGCAACUUUUCUCCCUCAUAAUUCCCGGCCAGAUAAACUGCAUACGUACUCACAGCACGCAUCCCGACGAUGAAGACAGGGGACCGUACAAAUGGAUCUCACCCGGAGAUACGAAGGUAAUUGUUGAGAACGGACAGCUACUUAGUGGAAUUCUGUGCAAGAAAUCACUUGGACCUAGUUCUGGAUCACUCCAGCAUAUUAUCUACCACGAAUUGGGACGCGAAGCAACAGGAGAUUUUUACUCGCACGUACAAAUGGUUACCAAUCAGUGGCUUCUUACUGAGGGACACAGCAUUGGUGUAGCAGACAUUAUUGCAGAUUAUAAGACAUAUAUGGAUAUCCAAUUAGCUGUCAUGGAAGCCAAAGCCAAUGUAGCUGAUAUUACCUAUAAAGCUCAAAAGGGUGAGCUGGAACUAACUCCUGGUAACACUUUUAUACAAACCUUUGAAAAUCAGGUUAAUCGUAUCUUGAAUGAUGCAAGAGACCAAACAGGCAGAUUGGCUCAGGAUUCUUUAUCGGACUUUAACAACUUUAAAACAAUGGUAGUUGCUGGAUCAAAGGGGAAUAGAAUCAAUAUUUCACAAAUCAUAGCCUGUGUAGGGCAACAAAAUGUAGAGGGCAAACGUAUCCAAUUUAGUUUCCGUGAUCGGACUCUUCCUCACUUCCUGAAAAACGAUCAUGGACCUGAAAGUCAAGGUUUCGUUGAAAAUUCUUACCUGGCCGGAAUUACGCCUACUGAAUUUUACUUCCACGCGAUGGGCGGUAGAGAAGGAUUGAUCGAUACCGCUGUCAAAACUGCUGAAACUGGUUACAUUCAGCGCCGUCUCAUCAAGGCCAUGGAGAGCGUGAUGGUCAAAUACGACGGUACAGUGAGAAACCAAGCUGAGGAGCUCAUCCAGUUGCGCUACGGAGAGGAUGGUUUAGCGGGCGAGUGGGUGGAGUUCCAGAAUCUGCCAUCUCUCAAACCGUCUGACAAAGCAUUUGAGAGAGAAUUUAAAUUUGACCUAUUCAACGAAAAGAAACUGAAGCGCUGUUUAUAUGAAGAUGUCUUGAGAGAUAUGCAUCGUGAUGCAAACUUUUCAUUCGAGAUCGAACGGGAGUACGAACAACUGCUCGAUGACCGCAUGGCAGUCAGGCAGAUAUUUCCAAACGGAGAGAGUAGGGUUGUCCUUCCGUGCAAUCUUCAACGGAUGAUUUGGAACGCACAAAAAUUUUUCAAAAUAAACCAUAAGAGGCCAUCAGAUCUUAAUCCUUUAAAAAUUAUAAAAGAUGUGCGCGAACUCAGCAAGAAAUUCAUGAUCGUGAAGGGAGAGGAUAGGCUGAGUAAGGCCGCCAAUACAAAUGCUACUCUGCUCAUGAAUAUAUUAAUGAGAUCUACGCUAUGCUCUAAGAAGGUCAUUGAAGAAUUUCAUCUCUCCUCUGAAGCGUUUGAUUGGCUCAUCGGUGAAAUCGAGACGAAGUUUACCCAAGCUCAAGUUGAACCGGGCGAGAUGGUGGGUGCACUUGCCGCCCAGUCCCUCGGCGAACCUGCCACUCAGAUGACUCUCAACACUUUCCACUACGCGGGAGUGUCCUCGAAAAAUGUAACUCUGGGUGUUCCUAGAUUGAAAGAGAUUUUAAGCAUCUCAAAAAAGCCCAAAACUCCUACGUUGACUGUUUUCCUGACUGAACAAGUAGCUAAGGAUGCUGAGAAGGCUAAGGAUGUUCUCUGUCUGAUAGAGCAUGCUACAUUAGGCAAAGUUGCAUCCAGCUCUGCAAUUAUUUACGAUAGUGACAUUAGGCACUCCGUAGUCAAGGAAGAUCAGGAUUGGAUCAACACGUACUACGACCUACCUGAUAUUGACUUAAAUCGCUUGUUGCCAUGGCUGCUGAGAAUUGAGUUGGAUAGGAAGAGAAUGACUGAUAGAAGACUAACAAUGGAGCAGAUAGCGGAGAAGAUCACAGCAGGAUUUGGCGAUGAUUUGAAUGUCAUCUUCACUGACGACAACGCAGAAAAAUUAACUCUUAGAAUCAGAUUGAACAAACAAGCUGACAAGGAAAAUCAAGAGACAGUUGAAGAUGAAUUUGACAAAAUAACAGACGACAAAUUCCUCAAACUCAUUGAGACCAACCUGUUGAAAGAUCUAACCCUGCAAGGCAUCAGCAACAUCUCAAAGGCGUACUUGGUUCAUCCGACGUCAGAUGAAAAGAAACGCAUCAUCAUUGACGAAAAAGGCGAGUUCAAAACCAUACAAGAAUGGAUACUUGAAACUGACGGCACCAACCUGCGUUCUGUGUUGACAGUUGAGAAUGUCGACCAUGUUAGAACCAUCUCAAAUGACAUCGUUGAGAUUUUUGACGUCCUGGGAAUCGAGGCAGUACGUAAAGCGAUUGAACGCGAGAUGAACAACGUCAUCUCAUUUGACGGCUCCUACGUCAACCACAGACACCUCGCUCUGCUCUGCGACGUCAUGACGGCCAAAGGCCAUCUGAUGGCAAUAACUCGUCACGGUCUCAACAGGCAAGAGACCGGUGCACUGGCUCGAUGCUCUUUUGAAGAAAUGGUUUGUUGA